AUGAUGGCCGUAGGGGACGACCAGCAGCAGCAGCAGCACCAGUCUCCCUCCCGACAAUCCCCCGACGACCCUGACGCCAGCCUCUAUUCGCAGUCCAGUCAGGGCCCCAAGUCCCCGUCCUUCCAACCCCAACAUCGCCGCGGAUACCAGGCAUGCGACCCGUGCCGCAAACGCAAGGUCAAAUGCGAUCUUGGCAGCGUCGACAAUCCCCGUCCUCCACCCUGCGUGCGAUGCCGCCGCGAAAGUAAGCGAUGCGAGUUCUCCGCCACGCGCCGCAAGCGCAAACCCUCCGAGGUCGAGGAGUCCGUCUUCGAGGGCGUUCUCCGUCGUGAUAAACGGAUGAUGGUGGGCGAAGUCGUGUCGAAUGGCUCCCCUAGUGAUGGCUCUUCGUAUACGGCGACCGAUCCCCCCUCGUAUGACAACAACAAUACCAACAAUAACGCUGCCAACAGCAGCAACGCCGCCAGCACGACGCAGGCCGCAGCCAGCCGCCCGCAACGCAAAUGGUCCGAGGGAUCGCCGUCAACCACCAGUCAGGUUCCUCCCUCGACUGUUACCCAGCAGCAAUACCAGCCCAAUACCUCGUCGACCACGCAUUUCCCCGAUGUCAAGAACACCCGGCUGCCUAUGUACCCGGUGGGGGAUCGAUCGUCGGUGCCAGGUUUUGGUCUCGAAGGAGGACAGCCGAUGAUGAAUCGCACCGCCGUUGAAUUGCUGUCGCCGGCGAUCAGCAAUAGUCAUGAUGCGCUGCAUCUCCUCUCCGAAGCGGCGGGCAGAACGGAGGAUCUCAACCGACAGAGUCUCGAGAAUCGAUACGCUGCCCGUCAGUCCGUCUCGUCGUUCAACUCGCCCAUCUCGCCUCUAACGCAGGCCGGCACGCCGCGUAGCGCCGGCGGGUCAUUCUCGCGACCUCCUCGGUCAGGCGCCAUGCCCUUGGGGACCUAUUACCAGGCCGGUACGUCGGGGACCGAUGAUACCCAAGCUGCCGAUGCUCGCGGCCAGUCCGGUCCCUCGGUCAAUCCUCAGGACCCCGGCUAUCUGGACGCAGUCAAGGCAUGGUCACGACUCCGUUUUGUCCGUGCCGGCUGGCUCUCGGUCGAAGAGUCCAUGGCCUACGUGGAAUACUACUACGAACACCUGGCCCCGCUAAGUCCCAUUGUGAUUCCGGAUUUCUCCCACCCCUCGACACAUCGCACAAUGCUCACUGACGAGCCUGUCCUCGCCGUCAUGAUCCUUACCACCGCCUCUCGGCACAUGAAGCCAAAAGGAGACGGUGCUUAUACCCGUGCGUUUUAUAUCCACGACCGACUUUGGUCGUACCUUCGUGGUAUGAUUGAACGGUUGUUCUGGGGUCAAGAGAAGUUUGGUGGCAACGGGAUGGGGAUCAACAAGCCGCGGUCUUUUGAUCUAGCUCCCACUCCGGCUAUGGUGCAUGCCAAGGGGAAUCUCAGAUCUCUGGGGACCAUCGAGGCCUUGCUGAUCUUGACUGACUGGCAUCCUCGGAACCUGCAUUUCCCGCCCGGCGACGACGAGAACGCACUUCUCGACGUCGAUGCCCAGGCGCAUACAAUGGAGACCGAUGGCGAGAACGGUGCCAACCGCACGUCAAACAACCCGGCGGAAGGUCGACUGGCGUUCCAAAAAUGGCUGGAGCCUGCCUGGCGGUCGGACCGGAUGUCCUGGAUGUUGAUGAGCACGGCGCAGGCACUAGCAUUUGAGUUAGGUGUCUUUGAUCAGAAGAGUGAAUCUAAAUCUGCCGGCGAAUCCCCGGCGGAGCAGACACGAAAACGUCGCCUUCGGCGUCUUAUUCUUGUGUACAUCACGCAGAGCAGUGGGCGAUUGGGGAUUCCCUCGAUGCUUCCGCUGCCGCAGUGGGCUAACGAUAUUCAACCGACUACCGUGACAGGGGGUGAUACAACAGUGGACCGGAUGCAUGACUGCUGGAUCGGGAUCUCUAAGAUCAUGUACCAGAGCAACCAAUUGUUGUUUGCGUCCAAUGAGCAGACGUCAGAACUGAUUCGAAGCGGCCGGUAUCGAGACCAGAUUGACCGGUUCCAGCCUUUCCUGCGGGAAUGGCGGCAGAACAUCGACACAAUUGAUCUUGCUCCUGCCAUGCGAAUGAUUUUGAUGAUUGAAUACGAAUACACACGAUUGUAUGUCAAUUCUCUUGCACUGCAAGCGGUAGUCGACCGCUGGACAACCAUGUCGAACGAGGCUGCUCAGGCCCAGGCUCGAUCUGGUUCGGGGUCCUCGUCCAGCAAUGGAUGGUUCAACGUGCUCAUGGAGCUCUACCGCGUCAAUGAGCAAUAUAUCCAAGAGGUUGUUGAUGCGUCCCGUAAGAUUCUACAUACGGUUUUGGACGGUCUUGUCCCGGGGGAUCACCUCAAACACGCCCCUGUUCGCACUUGCUUUCGAAUUUUGUCUGGAAUGAUCUUCAUUCUUAAGACAUUCACGCUGGGCGCAAAAGAGGACGAUGUUCGCGUUUCCCUCGAUCUUCAAGAUCGAACUAUGGAAGCUCUGCGGACCAAUGUCGUCGACGACGUACACCUCAACCAUGCUAUUGCCCGACUCCUUGAACUGCUUACCACCAGCAUUCGCACACGCUUCUUACGAUUCGCACCCUUGGACCGUGGCGGCGACGGAGAGGCGCAGGACCGCACUGCGCCGGCACCCGUCUCCCGACCGCAGUCACCCCGUCCGCGAGAGGGCCCGCAAGGCCGACGAGACGGUUCGAACCCCGGAUGGGCAUCUGGACAGAACACGACACACAAUAUCGGGUAUGCCGACAAUAACGGUCAACAGACAGGAGGCGCGAUGGGACCGGUUCAUGACCCGCUGGCGGGGAUUCCGGCACAGCCGAUCAAUUCGUCGAAUAUCAACGUGUCCUUCAUGCCGCCACCCCCCUCCGUGUACCACAACUACUACGACCCCAAUACCACGCCGCCAGCAGGUGGCGACCUGGAUAGCUCGAAUAUGCCCUCGCAGGCCCUGCACGAUAACUCCGGCGCGUCCAGCGGGCUUCCGGAUUGGUUCGCGCUGCCCCUGGACCAGUUCUUCAACAGCUCCACCGCAGUCGUGGAUCAAGGCCUAGGAGGCACAGGACCGAUGGUCGGCGACUUCGACAUGUUAGAGGUGCUCCUGAACGAACAGUAUGACGGACAAGGUGAGCACCUUGACUCGACCGGUGGCGGGAAUCUCCCCUCACAGUUCCUACAAUCAUGA
Aspergillus affinis is the source of this 3222-nucleotide messenger RNA. RefSeq names its product putative C6 transcription factor. Gene Ontology annotation, cellular component: nucleus. The record is from RefSeq and is a predicted model, not a curated record. Gene Ontology annotation, molecular function: zinc ion binding; DNA-binding transcription factor activity, RNA polymerase II-specific. NCBI's taxonomy places the organism in Eukaryota, Fungi, Ascomycota, Eurotiomycetes, Eurotiales, Aspergillaceae. The transcript is spliced from 6 exons. Bases 1 to 3222 code for a protein of 1073 amino acids. Gene Ontology annotation, biological process: aromatic amino acid catabolic process; positive regulation of transcription by RNA polymerase II.